UCAAAAAAAACACACCCAAAACCCCCCCCCUCUCUCUCUCUUCUCUCUCUCUCUAGAACCAGAACCGGCACUGCUCAGCGACAAUCCGUGAAGAAGAAGAUCAUGGCCGACUCCGAAUCCACUCCUUCUCUCCCCUCUCCUGCUCCCCUCUCAUCCAGGAAGGAGAACGUCACUCCCGUGAGCUCCAAGAUCGCGGAGUUGAACGAGUCGAGGUCGGAGCUUCUUACUCGAAUCCAAAGCCUAAAGCAGGAUUUGCAAGGUUGGAGGUCAAAGUUGGACACCCAAGUCAAGAUCUACAAAGAUGAACUUUCGGAACUUAAGAAAUCACUUAACGUUGAGGUGGAACAACUCAGAUCAGAAUUCCAGGAACUGCGGACCACUCUUCAGCAGCAACAGGAGGAUGUCACCACUAGCUUAAGGAAUCUCGGGUUGCAGGAUGUUUCAGGAGAUACCAAGGAUGGUGUGAUCAAAAGUCCAAUUGUCAAAAAAAUAGAGGAGGAUGCUGCGGAUGCUGAGCAUAUUUCACCAGUAGUCAUAAAAAAGGAAGAACCUGAAUACUGAGGAGUCUUCAUUUUGAGGUCAUCUCUUGUGAAGAAGAGAAUAUUACUUUCUUUGUAUGACAAAUAAUCAGUCACGUCCACUGUUGAGUCCAAAAAUGUUGUAGUUUACAAUCAUCAUCUGGCGUAAAGCUGAAGUUGAAUCAAUUAAUGUAAGAUUCGCUCUCUUUAUUCGUCAAUCGAAUUGAUCUCGUUUAUCUUGUGAA
Syzygium oleosum is the source of this 763-nucleotide messenger RNA. RefSeq lists its product as uncharacterized. Bases 103 to 561 code for a protein of 152 amino acids. The record is from RefSeq and is a predicted model, not a curated record. The transcript has 7 exons. Lineage: Eukaryota; Viridiplantae; Streptophyta; Magnoliopsida; Myrtales; Myrtaceae.